Dibothriocephalus latus is the source of this 1332-nucleotide messenger RNA. The record is from the annotation of a GenBank genome assembly. Lineage: Eukaryota; Metazoa; Platyhelminthes; Cestoda; Diphyllobothriidea; Diphyllobothriidae.
AUGGAUUCAAAGGAUCAUAUGAAGUUAAAAAUUGGCCUUGAAGGCAAAUUUUCUGACUACAAAAUAAAUCUGCGGGACGACACAAAAUGUCUUGAGUUGAAAGGCAAAAGAGAGAAAGUGUUUCAUUUUCUGGACUUUUAUCGAAUUGAAUUAACUGAGCAGGAAGUACUUUUCGUUCAUAUUUGCCACAUGAUUGAUAGCGACGAAUCUCUUUCAGUAACAUCUGAGGCUAUUGGCCAAAUAGUCGAGGAUGAGACUUGUGGACAACUCGACAGUAAAGAUUCCCAGCCUAUGGAUCUGCCUCUGGCUCCCACACUGAAGAAUUAUUUUUGGGAUAUCAAACUGAAAAAUAGUGACCUUGAGUCAUUAGAAAAGGGCCUUCCGAUUUUAAAAGCGAAUGGGCAAAUUCGAUACUUUAAAUUGUUCGAUGCAUCAAAAUUUAUGUCGGAUAACGUCCCACUUCUGAUGGUUGCUGCAUCUUCCCUUUCAUCGUCCACUGUUAUUGAUCUUAGCGGAGCAACAAUAGACGAAGCCCUUCUUAAAGUUCUCCCAGUUUCGUUCAAAAUCAACAAGUCGCUUCGAGGCCUGACAGUCACCGAUCCCCAAGUUGAUGGAGGCCUGAUAUCAGAUUCCUUCAAAUUCCUAUCACCAUUCUCUGUUCUUCGACUGUUGGACGUUUCUCAUAAAUCAAAGAACGAAAAGGACAAACACGAAGAGUCAGCAAUUAUAAGCCUUGCUGCAAACACUGCCAAAAAUCUCGUGGAAUUUCGAAUUGCCAACCAGAAUUUGAGCGAAGAGGAUGUAUCAAAUUUGACCGCUGGUUUCCGAAGCAGCCCCGAAAAUGUUGCUGUGAACACGCUUCCCUUAAUCAGUCUCUGUCUGAGUGGAAAUAGGAUCAAAAUUGCAGACCUUGCGUUUCUGAUUAACAAUUCACCGCACCUGCGGGAUCUGCAACUGGACGACUGCCAAUUGAACGUCUUUCAGGUCAUGCAUACUCUUGAGACGGCUAAAUGCAAAAAAUUGGAGCAGUUGAGUCUGAUGCGAAACAAGUUUGGCGAUAAGCCACCCAGUGAUUGCAAAUCAUUUGGUCACCUGAAAAACCUGGAAAACCUGAGGGUUUUGAAUUUGAGUCGGUGUCAAGGCAAGCUUGCGGCCCCUGUUAUUGGCUCAAUUUGGACUGUCCUAGAAGAAACUCAGUCGGUUCAAUGCAACUGUACCCUAGCCAUAGUAGAUUGCGGCCUGAGUGAUGGCGACGUAAAGUAUUUGAAGAGUCACCUAUCUAAUCCCAGCCGGAUUCGCAAUCUCGAUAUGGGAGGCAAUCGUAUGUUUUAA